GUGACACCCGGUCGCGUGUAAUCAUCGAUUAGAGAUCGAUAUGAUUAUAAUCCGUCGAAGUAAUCCCUGCGAAAGUUUGCCGUUUACAAGCGGAUUAACUUUACAAGUGCGAAGAUUUUAAUAAAAAUCGACACAGCCAUGCAGCGCUGGUUAGUGAAGUUGGGCAGAGCCAGCUUGAUGAUGGCCAACAACGAGAAGAGCAACACGCCCAUGCUGGGCGCCCACAUUCCAUUCGACCAAAACUCUGUAGAGGUGGUAAAAGCCUUCAACUCUCGAUGGUACAUCUUGGCCGUCUACGUCUACUAUGCGACCAUCAGCUGCUUCCAAUGGGUCGAAUACUCCAUAGUGACCAACAUAGUGAUGCACUACUAUCAAGUCAGCUUGAGCGCCGUCGACUGGACCGGUGUCAUGUUCAUGAUCGUGUGGCCGAUCUUCGUAUUUCCCUCUUCAUUCCUCAUCGACAAGCUGGGGCUACGUUUCGCAGCCUUAGCAGGAUGUUUUCUCACCGCUCUCGGCGCCACCAUCAAGCUGUUCUCUAUCGAUCAGGGUGCGUUUUCAGUGGUUCUGAUUGGACAGGCCAUUGUUUCCCUUUCUCAGGUCUUCAUCCUUAGUCUGCCUCCCAAGCUGGCCGUCACAUGGUUCAAACCAAAUGAGGUAUCCACUGUGUGCUCCAUCGGGGUGUUUGGGAUGCAGCUGGGGUGCGCCUUGGGCUUUCUAGUGCCUCCCAUGGUAGUCAAAGACGUUGAAGAUCUGCAGGAAAUCGCCCUAAGCCUAAAGCGCCUCUGCUGGGCGCUUGCCAUUGCCAUCAUUCCAGCUUGCCUUGCAGUUGUUUUAUACUUUCCCCACAUGCCCAAAUACCCCCCUAGUAUGGCCCAGGCAGAAGAGCGCAGAAAAGUGCAGGUGGUCACUAUGAAAACCUUCCUACAAUCUCUUAAAGAUCUACUGACGAACAUGGGCUUUUUGGUGCACAUGCUCGGGUACAGCAUCAGUUUUGGGAUCUUUUCGGCCUUUGGCACUCUUCUGAAUCACUUUGUACUGAGCUAUUUUCCGGGCGCCACUGAAGAUGCGGGCCGCAUGGGCCUAGUGAUGAUUCUAUUUGGCAUGACUGGCGGCUUCCUAGUGGGCAUUGUUCUGGAUAAAACCCACAAGUACAAGGAAACCAAUCUACUUAUCUACAUAGGCACCGCCAUCUGCCUGGGGGCAUUGGUGGUUUGCCUGAAGAUCCAGGCAAAACUGCUUGCUUAUCUCACUAUAGCCAUUUUCGGUUUCUUCCUCAACGCCUACAUCCCGGCAGGCAUCGAGUUUGCUUCUGAACUCACCUAUCCUACCAAUGAAAGCACGACAACAGGCCUGCUUACUGCGGCCUCUCAAACUCUCGGCGUGAUCUUCACACUUGCUCUGAGUGAAGUUAACCAGAGCUGGGGCACCAUCUGGUCGCUUUUGAUCCAGAUCGGGCUCUUGGUGAUUGGGUGCGUCCUUACCGCUCUUGUCCCCAACAACCUGCGCAGGCAGGAAGCCUUUAAUAAAGGCGGUAAUCCUGUAGAGUUUGUCGCUGUGUCUCAAGAGGAGAGUCUGCCUAUCAAAGGCUGACUUGACUGCUGAUCUUUUGGGAGACUUUGUCACGUUGACAACCCCAUUCGAGUGAUUAGGGUUAGGUAGUUUACUCUUUGUAUAUUUGUGAAUAAACUGUUAAAAGCC
Molecule: messenger RNA, 1698 nt
Organism: Dendroctonus ponderosae (mountain pine beetle)
Lineage: Eukaryota; Metazoa; Arthropoda; Insecta; Coleoptera; Curculionidae
Product: feline leukemia virus subgroup C receptor-related protein 2
Exons: 8
Coding region: 139-1590 (483 amino acids)
Biological process (GO): heme export; transmembrane transport
Cellular component (GO): membrane
Molecular function (GO): heme transmembrane transporter activity; heme binding
Source: RefSeq, a predicted model, not a curated record